AAUGAUUAAUUUACACUCAGAUUCUAAACAAACAAUCUAGUAAUAAGAUUAAGAAGUUUAUUAAUUAAUUGAGAAAGAAAAGGAUUUACAAUAAAAUAGUAUAAAUUUAAUUCCUAGUGAAAAUUAUACAUCUAGAGCAGUAGCUGAAGCAUUAUCAUGUGUAUUUAGUUCUAGAUAUGCUCCAGGUAAUAUUUAAUAUAUUUUAUUACAAUAGGUCCUUAAGGAAGCAAAUAUGCACCUCAAGUAGAAAAUUAUGAUGAUAUGGAAAAACUAUGUCAAGAUAGAGCAUUGGCAGCAUUUUAAUUAGAUUCUUAAUAAUGGGGAGUUAAUGUAUAGAUGGGAAGUGGAUCUACUGCUAAUUUAGCUAUAUUUUUAGGUUUAUUGGAACCAAAGGAUAGAAUAAUGAGUAUGGAAUUUUAAUAAGGUGGACACUUUUCUCAUGGUUAUUAGGUAGGAGAAAAGAAAUUAUCUGCUGUUAGUAAAAUAUUUGAAGUCUUAUUUUAUUAACUUAAUGAAGUAAAUAGUGUGAUUUAAUCUUUUAGAAAACAUAAGAAAUUGAUUAUGAUAAAAUUGAAUUAUUAGCUAAAUCAUUUAAACCAAAAUUAAUUGUUGCUGGUUGUUCAGCAUAUAGCAAAUUAAUCAAUUAUGAAAGAUUUAGAAAUAUUUGUGAUUAAGUUGGAGCUAUUUUAUUAGCAGAUAUAGCUCAUGUAAGUGGUUUAAUGUCUGCAGGAGUUAUUCCAUCUCCAUUCCCUUUUGCAGAUGUUGUAAUGACUACUACUCAUAAAUCGUAUAAUUCCUUUUUUUUUAAGAUAGUUUACGAGGACCUAGAGGCAGUUUAAUUUAUUAUAAAUUAUAAUAUAAAAAUAGAAUAGAUGAAUCUGUUGCCCCAGGAUUAGUAGCUGGAGCACAUUUUCAUACAAUUACUGCUAUUGCUGUGGCAUUAAAAGAAGCUUAAUCUCCAUCAUUUAAAUAACUAUAGUAGUAAGUUUUAGAUAAUAAUAAACAUUUUGCAGCAGAAUUUUAGAGAUUAGGAUUUGGUUUGAUUGCAGGAGGAACUGAAAAUCACUUAAUUUUAUUAGACUUAAGAAAUUUAAAUGUUGAUGCUGUUAAAAUGGAAUAUAUCUUAAGUUUAAUUAAUAUAUAAUGUAAUAAAAACUUUGUUCCUUUUGAUACAGUUCCAUAUCAAAGAGCAUUAAGAAUAGGGUAUUUUAUAUUAUUAAUAAAUAGAUCAAUACCAUUGUCAGUUAGAUAAGCUACUAAAGAACAUUUCACAAGAAUAGCUGAAAUCAUAAAAUAAUCAGUCGAAUUGGUUUAGACUGUUACAGUUGACAUAAAAUAAUGGGCAACAGAAAAUUAGGAUAAAUGGAUGCCUCUAAAAUAAAAAGUUAUUGAAUUGGCUAAUGAGUUGCCAAUUCCUUGGAUGUGAUA
Messenger RNA from Paramecium pentaurelia, 1428 nucleotides. NCBI's taxonomy places the organism in Eukaryota, Ciliophora, Oligohymenophorea, Peniculida, Parameciidae. The record is from the annotation of a GenBank genome assembly.